CUCCUCAGAGAAACAUCUCUCCAUCUGAAAGAAUGGCUCCGACUUGCAUGACCGACUACUCUAAACUUUCCAACAAGGAAAAGCAUAAAUUGAGAAAACCCGUAGUGGAAAAGAUGCGUCGGGAUCGCAUCAACAACUGCAUCGAGCAGCUCAAAUCCAUGCUGGAGAAGGAGUUCCACCAGCAGGAUCCCAACACUAAGCUGGAGAAAGCCGACAUCCUGGAGAUGACGGUGGUUUUUCUCAAACAGCAGCUGCAGCCCAAGACCUCAGCUCCACAGAAAGCCCACUUUGACGGCUAUUCCCAGUGCUGGAGGGAGACCAUGAGCUUCUUAUCUGGAAACGCCAAGGUGGACGCUGUGCGUCAGCAUCUGAAUCGCUGCCAGGAAGCCCAGAGAUCAUCUCAAGACCUGGCUCACGUGUCUCCAGCUUCCCAUCAGCUUCCCAUCAAGGUGAAGCAGGAACCGUCGUGUGCUCACAAACCUCUCUGGAGACCCUGGUAGAGGAUAACGGACUUUGACAGAAAAACCAGAUGGUGGUUUUACCAUCUCUUAUGCUGUAGGAGAUACACAUCUCCAUUUCUAUGUCCAUUUCACAUUGAAGUUUUAAAUUGGUUUAUUCUUAAUAAGAUUUGUAAGACAUUUGCCUUGAGUUUUUCUAAAGGCUCCUAUUGUUGUUUGCAUUGCAAACAGUGCGUUUGCUCUGAAUCAGAGCUCUUUGUAUGUUCCUGAUGGAUGUUCGUUUGAUACAGCCUUUUGUAAAGGCUACUGAAAAACAAUAUUUGUUCUUAUGAUGGCAUUCCGGUGCUUUGAAACAUUGUGGACACUGUGUGUCUGACACUGCAUUUAAUAA
Molecule: messenger RNA, 849 nt
Organism: Labeo rohita (rohu)
Lineage: Eukaryota; Metazoa; Chordata; Actinopteri; Cypriniformes; Cyprinidae
Product: transcription factor HES-5-like
Exons: 2
Coding region: 33-500 (155 amino acids)
Biological process (GO): anterior/posterior pattern specification; regulation of neurogenesis; regulation of transcription by RNA polymerase II
Cellular component (GO): nucleus
Molecular function (GO): RNA polymerase II cis-regulatory region sequence-specific DNA binding; protein dimerization activity; DNA-binding transcription factor activity, RNA polymerase II-specific
Source: RefSeq, a predicted model, not a curated record